Molecule: messenger RNA, 1251 nt
Organism: Dalotia coriaria
Lineage: Eukaryota; Metazoa; Arthropoda; Insecta; Coleoptera; Staphylinidae
Gene: Vsp37A
Product: Vacuolar protein sorting 37A
Exons: 4
Coding region: 66-1067 (333 amino acids)
Biological process (GO): ubiquitin-dependent protein catabolic process via the multivesicular body sorting pathway; protein targeting to membrane; protein targeting to vacuole
Cellular component (GO): ESCRT I complex
Source: RefSeq, a predicted model, not a curated record
AUUUUUAUUGAUGCGUGUCUUUUCUCAACACUCCCUGGUAGUUUAGUGAAAUUCUAUCAAAUGUAAUGUUAUCGAGAAUUUAUCGCACUGAACCGGACACACGCUGGAGGCAAAUAAACACACUCAAAGUAUUCAAUGAUAAUGUAAUUGAAAUCCAAGAAGGGCAAGAGUAUCAAGUAUUAUUCAAAUCAGGCAGUAAUGACCUAGUCUUAAGUGUAUCACUGUCAAAUGAAUUCCCCAAAGAUAAACCAUUCAUCAAAAUAAAACCAAUUGUUUUCCACCAGUGGGUGGCUGGAGAUGGGGAAGUUACAGGUGCUCCAGGUUUAAUCAAUUUUACUGUUCAUUCAGACCUUGGCAGGGUAGUGCAGGCAAUCAUCAGGGAAUUUGAGAGGACACCACCUCCUUUACAAGAGUCAUGUAGUUUAUCAACCUCACCAUCCAUUACAAAUCGAAUACAACCAGAUGUUGAUAUAAUGGGUAGAGCUAGUCCAAAUUAUUUUAAUCAUAACUAUCCGACAACAACAACAACAACAAGUAAUACUCCGGCGAGCAGCUACCAAUCGGCGGCAUUCCCCGAACUCAGUGCAAUGAGCAACGACGAAUUAAAACAAUUAAACGAAAGCGUCGAGCGCCAAGAAGACUUCCUUGAAAACUUACCGCAAAACAAAGAAACCAAUAAGAUAAUAGACGACUUAAUUCUGCAAAUCGAAGAAUUGGCGGAUUCCAACCUCAGCAAGCAGCCACUGCUGGAGGAUCUAAAGAAAGAUAUUAAUACGCGCAUUGAAGAAGUGACGAAGCUGGCGUUCGAAACCGAAAGACUGAACAUGGCUUAUCAGACAAUAUCCGAGAAAUAUUCACCUAAAAAUAUAAAGAACAAACUUCAGUUCGCCGCCGAAGAGGCGAACGUAAGGAGUGAGGCCAUCGCGGAGCAGUUUUUGCAGGGGCAGAUGGACGUGGAGAAGUUUGUGGUCGAGUAUAUUCAAUCGCGGAGCCUCGCGCAGGCGCGUAAAACCAAGGAGGAGAAGCUGUCGCAACAGUUGGAGAAUCUGGAGCGCGCCGGCUUCUGAGCGUUUGUUUAUUUUUGUUACCCCCCUACACCCACACUACUGAUACUUAUUUAUGAAUCCGAUUGUGAUUUAUUUUCGCGUACUUGCUUUUGUGAUCAAUGUAUGAAUAUAAUGGCGAUAGUUUCGGGUAAAUGAUUUAUAGAAAACAACAAAAUAAAUGAAGAAUUGACGAGUUACAUUAAAA